Messenger RNA from Trifolium pratense (red clover), 3464 nucleotides. Its product is annotated as probable methyltransferase PMT21. Gene Ontology annotation, cellular component: cytoplasm; endosome; trans-Golgi network. Bases 1161 to 2990 code for a protein of 609 amino acids. NCBI's taxonomy places the organism in Eukaryota, Viridiplantae, Streptophyta, Magnoliopsida, Fabales, Fabaceae. The transcript is spliced from 8 exons. Gene Ontology annotation, molecular function: methyltransferase activity. The record is from RefSeq and is a predicted model, not a curated record.
ACUAAGUUCCUUUAUCGGAUUCUUUUCUGUCUCAGAUCUGAUUCACCAUUUUCUCUUCUUUUUUCCCUUUUUUUUUUAAUCAUAACUGAUAACUGCAUCAAAUAUUAUUGUUGUAUCGCUGUUACGUGUUAAUGUGUUAUGUUUUUUUCUUCUUACUUUUUGUUGUUUUUUUUUCUCCAUAUUCACAACAUAACAUGGCUUAUAAUUUAAUAAUCAUUUAUGUUUUCUUUUUGUUCCAUUUCUAUAAUUUCGAUCUGUCAUAGGAUUUUUUUGUUUUCCACACUAGCUUGGUUUUGUAGUAAUAGUGUACAGGGCUGUUUGGACAAACAGCUUAUUUGCAGCUUAUAACAUAAGUGCUUAUCAUGAUAAGUGCUUAUGUAUAAGCUUACGUUAAUUAUUUUUAUAGCAAAACAUAAAAUAAAUAAAAUUAUUUUUAUAUAUACUUUAUAUUGGAGAAUUUAUGAAAAUAUGCUAAAAAAUUUUGUUAUAAGUUGUUUUUAUAAGUUCUUUCAAACGGUCUCAGAAAACUUGUGUCUGUUGAUAAACUCAAAUAAGCUAAUCCAAACGGGCCUACAUCGUACAUAGAGCGCCCAAGCGCCAGCUCGGUUCUCUUAUCGAUCGGUUUAAGUCUAGUUUUGUGUGUUCUAAUUGCUGUCAACAUUUUUUGUUGUACCUAAUGGAUUAUUGAUUACUUGUUUUAUGACAGUUGUUGUUGCCUUGUCCUUUUUUUUUCCCUUCUGUUAAGUAGCUGUUUUGUUCAAUUAGGAUGGUUCAACAACAUAGAUAAAUAGUGUGUAUGUGUUGGUAACUGACUUAAUUAAAUGUUUAUUAUAUAAGCGAUUAUAUUUCUAAAAUCAAAGAGGGAAUGUGGUUAAGAUGUUUUGUUAUAAGUACCAAGUUGUUUUCUUAAGUUAUCCUGCAAAGUUUAUUGAAAUAAGCUGAAAUACACGUUAUAAGCCGUUUUCACAAGCACUUUCAAACAAUUACGCAAGUGCUUAUGUCAUACGAUAAACCCAAAUAAAAUAAGCUCUUUUAACUGCACCCUAAGUGCUUAUGUCACUAGUGCUUAUCUAUUUGUUCAUACAAUAGAUAGCACACAAAUGCUACCUUCAUUUAUUUCAAUGUUUCUGGUGUCUUCCAGAUAGUUGAUUAUUUCACGGAUGACGAAGAAUAAUGAAGGAAAAUUGGUAGACAAGAGCAGGAUUGUCCCUGUGGCAAUUAUAUUUGUGGUGCUAUGUGGGCUUUCUUUCUAUAUGGGUGUAAUCUUUGGUUCCGAGAAUGACAGAUUUGUAUCAAUUAUCAGCCAAAGAUCCCUUGACCCCCCCAAGGAAUCAUCAUCCCCCAAGGAAUUAUCAUCCCCCAAGGAUUUAUCAUCAAUAAGUUCAUUGCAGAUUAAAUACAUCAGUUUUCCUGAAUGCGCUAUUGAUUAUCAAGAUUACACUCCAUGCACCGAUCCAAGGAGAUGGAAGAAGUAUGGAUCCUAUCGUCUCAAUUUGUUGGAACGCCAUUGCCCUCCAGUUUUUGAGAGGAAAGAAUGCUUAGUUCCUCCCCCGGAUGGAUACAAGCCUCCAAUUAGAUGGCCAAAGAGCAGAGAUGAAUGUUGGUACAGGAAUGUUCCAUAUGACUGGAUUAACAAGCAGAAGUCCAAUCAACAUUGGUUAAAAAAGGAAGGGGAGAAAUUCUUCUUUCCCGGCGGGGGUACUAUGUUCCCAAAUGGUGUUGGUAAAUACGUCGAUUUAAUGGAAGAUCUUAUCCCAGAAAUGAAAGAUGGCACUAUUCGAACUGCCAUUGAUACUGGUUGUGGGGUUGCUAGUUGGGGUGGUGACUUGUUGGAUCGCGGGAUACUUACUGUGUCUCUUGCUCCAAGAGAUAACCAUCAAGCUCAGGUUCAAUUUGCUUUGGAGCGUGGUAUUCCUGCAAUUCUUGGUGUCCUUGCUACACACAGGCUUCCAUUUCCAUCAAAUUCCUUUGAUAUGGCUCAUUGCUCCAGAUGCCUCAUUCCAUGGACAGACUUCGGUGGAGUUUCUCUUCUUGAAAUACACCGGAUUCUUCGUCCUGGAGGAUUUUGGGUUUUGUCUGGUCCACCAAUCAACUACGAGCGCAGGUGGCGUGGAUGGAACACAACUAUCAAAGAGCAAAAAUCAAAUUACGAGAAAUUGCAGGGCUUGCUGACUUCACUGUGCUUUAAAUUGCAUAAUAAAAAGGGCGACAUUGCCGUAUGGCAGAAGUCUCCUGAUAAUGAUUGCUAUAAUAAGCUGACUAAAGAUACCUAUCCGCCUAAAUGUGACGACAGCCUCGACUCAGAUUCAGCAUGGUAUACUCCGAUUCGUACUUGUUUGGUGGUUCCGAAUCCAAAAUUUAAGAAUUUAGGUUUGACAUCAAUUUCUAAGUGGCCUGAGCGGUUGCGUGUUGCACCUGAACGUAUUUCAAAGGUUUAUCAUGGGAGUGAUAGUACGUUCAAACGUGACGAUGAUAAGUGGAAGAAGCAUGUUGUGCACUACAAGAAGUUGAUCCCUGAGCUUGGGACUGACAAGAUAAGAAAUGUGAUGGAUAUGAAUACGGUAUAUGGAGGUUUUGCUGCGGCUUUGAUUGAUGAUCCUGUAUGGGUUAUGAAUGUGGUUUCAUCUUAUGGUGCCAAUACGCUCCCUGUGAUUUAUGAUCGAGGCCUCAUUGGAACCUUCCAUGAUUGGUGUGAAGCAUUUUCGACAUAUCCUCGGACAUAUGAUCUCCUUCAUCUUGCAGGACUCUUCACGGCAGAAAGCCACAGAUGUGAAAUGAAGUAUGUGUUGUUGGAAAUGGACCGAAUUUUACGACCUGGUGGGUAUGCUAUCAUACGCGAGUCUAGUUACUUUUUUGAUGGCAUUACAACCAUUGCCAAGGGCAUGCGAUGGGAAUGUCGUAAAGAAGAUACCGACCAGGGCAGUGACAUGGAAAAGAUAUUAAUAUGCAAGAAAAAGCUAUGGUAUUCAUCCAAUAAGGAUUCAAGAUGACCAACUCGGUACCUAAACAGCGAGGAGAAGGUGGUUUUUAGAACAUUAAUGCCAGCAGUAGGUUGAUUCAUAUAGUAUGUAAUAUAUAUUCAACCAUGAAUCCUCAAAAGAAUGGUUGGUAACUGAAUAAUAUGAUUUUUAGCUUAGACUUUUCACAAAUAUAUAUAUAGAGAGAGAGAGAGAGUUAGAGACUUUAUGUCAUUGGUUUAAUAUCAAUUGAAUGCAGGUGUAGGAAUGAAAGUCUUAAAUCCCACAGAAAGUGUGAUUUUCCUUUGAGUGUUGCCAUUUCAGGAGCAGUGAUGUUUAGAAUUACUGAGAUAACACUAGUAUUAAUGUUGACCAUGAUAAGUAAUGAGCUUAUCAUUUGUGCUUAGUGUUGUGUGUUCAAGAUUGUUUUAUUGUAAGUUGGUAAAUGUUGUGUAACUCUAAUCUUAGUGGAUGAAAUCAAUGGUUAAAACUGUUACUUGAGGUUUA